This is a messenger RNA of Rhincodon typus (whale shark), 8188 nucleotides long. It is a transcript of the gene stard8, whose product is annotated as StAR-related lipid transfer (START) domain containing 8. The record is from RefSeq and is a predicted model, not a curated record. NCBI's taxonomy places the organism in Eukaryota, Metazoa, Chordata, Chondrichthyes, Orectolobiformes, Rhincodontidae. The transcript is spliced from 16 exons. Gene Ontology annotation, biological process: regulation of Rho protein signal transduction; signal transduction; actin cytoskeleton organization. Bases 340 to 4107 code for a protein of 1255 amino acids. Gene Ontology annotation, molecular function: protein binding; lipid binding; GTPase activator activity.
CAGCGCUCACUCACCUUGUGGAUCUGUUCCUUCUAAAAGUAGGAAACUUUGGCUGCUUGCCAGUGGAGAAUGUGGACUUUGAAUAUUUGCAGUUUAAACUGGCGGGUGAAAAUGUCUUGCAGAGAAAGGUCACCUUCUCACAUGUGCUGACGUUUCUUGAAUAACAACCGUCAAGGGGUUUCUGCUUUAGGUUCGCAUUGAGGCUUGCUGAGAGGCUGCGAGAAGGAUAUUUUCUAAGAGAAAAAUAAGUCUCGAGAUCUGAAUUCAUUUGAAUUGGCAGAAGAUCCACAGUUAAUUCAAAACAAACUCUGGAGACAGAAUUAAAAUACAAGUAAAGACAUGGCUCACCAGAUCACAUCACCAGAGUUGUCCCCACCUGAGAAAACUACCACUGUUGAUUUUCCCAUUGCAUAUGUUGAUCAAAACUAUACUCACACUUCUGUGCUUCCCAAAGGAAGGAGCUUGAGUGAUAUGACUGUGAAAGAUGGCUGUGACUUCGCAUUGAGUCAAAAGGAGUCUCUGUCUUCUCAAGAGUUGAGGCCCAAACCGGAAACUGUACAGAGACGAUAUUUGAAAGUUAUUAAACAUACACCAAGUAUCAUUUGCUUCUCCAAAAAUUGUUUUAUGCUCCUGAACAACAAUGAUACUGAUGAGGAGCUUUAUGUUGUUGAGACACAGCCAGGUUUGACUGCAGAAGCGUUUCAGAUAAAGCAAAAGGAUCUAAGCAACAUACACAUCAAGGACAACCCAAUGAUCGUGAGAGACAUUUUGGGUGGGAAUGUUUCAGAAGUUCUUGGACAGCAACAUAACUUGGAAAACAGAAUUUCAAGGUCACAGAGCUGCCCUGACAACUUCAAGGACCAAAGGCGUGACAAUGAGGAUAAUAAUAAUGCUAGCCUGAUGCUGCCAUGGAUGACAGAUAGAUUUUUAUCUGAGCUGAAGGCUAAGGAAGUGUGUGAUUGGCUGCGGGCAGCAGGAUUUCCUCAGUAUGCACAGCUCUAUGAAGAUUCUCAGUUUCCUAUCGACAUCGAGGCUGUCAAGAAGGAUCAUGAUUUUCUCGACAACGAUUCUGUGAAAUCCCUGUGCAGGCGGCUGAUGACCCUAAACAAAUAUGCUUCUAUAAAGCUUGAUGUCAACAUCAACAGGAAGUCGGGUGAUGAUUCUGAAGAAGAUGAUCUCUGCGCAAUCAGUGAUCGCUGGGCAUUUCAGCAAGAUAGCAAAAGAUGGUCUCGGUUGACAACUGUUGACUUCCUGUCAAACCGUGCUGAGAUACUGAGCUCGACAAUGAAGGAGUCAGCCAGUCGGGAGAGUAUGCUCUCUGACCUUAGUGAUCCUGAGGCUUGUUCUGAACAUUGCAGCAACGGCAGUGCUGGGAGCAUCCAAGAGGAGUUGUUAUGUCAUUAUUCAGGCAGUCAGCUGGAACCAAAGGAAAGUCCAGGGAGUGUCGUGAUUGUUCAUUCUCAAGCAGCACAAAAGAAUAAUGAUUGCUCAAAUGACAACUUUGUUUCCACUGGAACACAAACUACUCUAGACUUCUUGGAGAACCCCAGAAAACACAGGACUAAGAGCUUUCUGAGACGAAUUGAAUCUCUUCGAUUUAGAACUCUUCGGGGUAAAGGCAAAACCCUUUCAAAGAGCAAAGAACGAAGAAGUGUCAGGACAGUAUCACAACAGCAACAUGAACCUUUACAGAGCACCAGUCCUUUGAAAACACUGAAUAAGACCCCAAAGGGCUUAAUAGAGGAUGUAUCUCAAUCUAAUUUUGCAUCUCUUGUUGACUCUGGACACAGAAAACACACUAAGGCUUUCAACUCUCGAAGCAGCCACAGCAUAAUGCACAGUGGACUAUUCUUGGAGAACUGUGAAACUGGGCUUAUGGCCUCCAACCAUAACAGAAAAGAUGAGCUUUAUUCUCAUGAAGACUAUGUUGUCCGUAUCCCGGCAAACCACAAAGUAGGGACCUUCCCCAAAGCCCUUUCCAUAGAAAGCCUGUGUCCAGGUGCAGGUGAUCAUUUAGUGAACUGGAAAUCAGAAAAUCUGUCCUUUGGAAUGUCUGCAUGCAGUAGCAUCAGCAACUUACAAGGACUCGUGCUUCAGGGACGAACGGGUUCAUGUAGCUCCAUUGGGAGCAAGCAGAGUAUUUAUGAUAAUGUGCCUGAGUCUCAUCCAUACAAUGAUGCAGCUGGGCGUGAGGACCUCUUCAAACAAUUAGAUGAUGUUUUGAAGCAUGUCAAUGGGUUACAGGAGUCUGUGGGCCUCUGGUCAAAAACUAUAUGCACAGAAUUCAAUGGCACAGAAUUUAAUGGCACAGAAUUUAAUGACACAGAAUCUGACUCUACUGGUGAGACAGUUUUUCCGUUGCAAGGUCUGAAUUUUGAAGACCGCUCUAUGUCUGACGUGGGGACCUCUGCAAGUGAUUUUGACAGCACUGGGAAUUCUGUAAUUGAAACUGAAGAGAUAGAGAUCAGGGAGCGGAGAGAUUCUGGAGUAGGGGCUUCAUUAACCCGACCAAACAGGAAGCUCCGCUGGCACAGUUUCCAGAACUCCCACCGUCCAAGCCUGAAUUCUGCUUCGUUGGAAAUCAACAGACAAUCGGCAGCUCAGCUUAACCUUCUGCAACGUUUCUCUUUACUGCGCCUGACUGCCAUCAUGGAAAGAUAUGCUGUCCGUAACAAGCAGGGCUGGAACUGGGGUGUUCCCAAGUUCAUGAAAAGGAGCAAGGAACCAGAUUACAGAAGCAAAUAUGUGUUUGGUGUUCCACCAAUUGUAAAUGUGAAGAGGUCAGGUCAACCAAUCCCUCAAAGCAUCCAGCAAGCCAUGCGCUACCUACGCAGCCAGUGUAUGGGCCAGGUUGGCAUCUUCAGGAAGUCAGGGGUAAAAUCUCGAAUCCAGGCUCUGAGGCAAAUGAAUGAAAGCAGCCCUGACAAUGUUAAUUACCAUGGUCAGUCAGCAUUUGACGUAGCAGACAUGUUAAAGCAAUAUUUCCGGGACCUCCCAGAGCCCAUCUUCACCAACAAACUAACAGAAACAUUUCUGCAGAUCUAUCAAUAUGUGCCAAAGGACCAACGCCUCCAAGCCCUUCAGGCUGCAAUUGUGCUGUUGCCAGAUGAGAACCGUGAGGUACUUCAGUCGCUAUUGUACUUCUUGAGUGACAUUGCAUCAGUGCAAGAGAACCAAAUGACUGCUGGAAAUCUGGCUGUCUGCCUUGCUCCAUCACUGUUCCAUCUAAAUGUGCCAAAAAAAGAAGCUUCCUCACCAAGGGUGAUUCGAAAAAGGGGUGUACUGAACAAACCUGAUCAGAGGGACCUCAAUGAAAAUCUGGCAGCAACUGAGGGACUGGGUCAUAUGAUUGCAGAGUGCAAGAAACUAUUCCAGAUCCCACAUGAUAUAAUGGUGCAGUCCCGAAACUCCUACAUUGCAGUUGAUGCACAUCCUCUGCCCAUGGAAGGAUUCAGAGGACACCAUGAAGGCAGGGAUAAGGACUAUAUGAUCUGCAUGGAAGACAUUAUCCAGGACUUAUUAAGGGAGGCUGGAGAAAAAUUCAAAGGCUGGACCAACAUCCAAGGACCUGUGAACACAGAACUUUCUUACAAGAAGGUUGGUGAUGGACAUCCCCUUCGUUUAUGGAAAGUGACAACCGAGAUAGAAGCAACUCCUAAUUCUGUAUUAAACCGUCUGCUAAGAGAACGCCACCUUUGGGAUGAUGAUGUCCUGGUCGUAAAUGUUGUGGAACAAUUGGAUAAAAAUAUGGAGAUCUGCCAUUAUGUUGUGGACAGCAUGGCACCACAUCCCAGGCGAGACUUUGUUGUUCUGAGGGCAUGGCGGACUGACUUACUGAAGGAAGCAUGCAUUCUGGUAGCAGUUGCUGUUGAGCAUGAUGCAGUGCACCUAGAAGGUGGUGUGAGAGCAGUAGUCCUGAACUCACAGUACCUGGUUGAGGCUUGCGGCUCAGGCCGGUCUAGACUCACGUACAUCUCCAGGACGGACCUGAGGGGUCGGACUCCAGAAUGGUACAACAAGGUCUCUGGGUACCUCUGUGCAGUAGAAGUUGCUAGAAUACGGGAUUCUUUUCUGGCACAAAAUCCACGGGGUCUACAUCUGAAAUGAGUUGACACUGCAAGCAAGAGAAAGAUGUAUUUAAUGAAUAUUCCCUCUUCACAACUGGCAUUAAAUGGUCAAUCUUCUAUCUACCCUAACCAGAUGAGAUGCAUCACAAGAAAUCUUCAGCCUGCUCAGUGUUUAUUUACAAUAUACGAGUUUUUCUGUCAUCCCUUUAUAAUAUCCAACUAUUUGCUUCAUGUGUCCAAUAUCCUGGCUACAACCAUACUUUGUGCAAAGAUAUCAUUCCUGACAUUACUCAAAGUAAGUAAUUGUUAUUUGAUCAUUUAUAUUGAUAGAUUUUUAGCAUCAACGUAGUAAUGAGUCGGUGAGAUGCAUUAAAAAAGACAUUGUUCCUCUGUCCGGUGUCUUGGUUUUAAUCUUUUGCCUAUUUGUAUGGUUUUAAUCCAUUAACUGCUGUGGCAUUCUUGCACCCCUACAUCUGGGGUAAAGGACGGUCUCAUUUCAAUUCGUGCUCAAAGUUGUUGAAAGUUUACUGAUUUGGGCUGGUUCAAUGACUGUAAAUCUGUUCACAAUGAUAUUCUCGACCAACACAUUCAGUUAGCAGAAAAGAUAAAUGCAAGGAAAUGUCUUGGAAUUUGGAGUGGAGACCCUUAAACAAUGGAAUAAGGAAAUGAGAGGUGUAUGAUUGUUAACUUUGAGAGAAGUGUUUAGUGUGUAUGGGGAAGUGCUGGGGAUGUUGACAGGAGGGUGUGUGAAUUGGUUGCUGAGCUGAAGUAGAAUGGUGUUUUUGGGAACUUAUUUGGGUUUGCUGCUGACUAUUUUUAUAACCUCAUGCUCACACUUGAUCUUGUAUAUUUCUGUAGUGUACUACAUUGAAUUGCUGCACAAAUAAGACAGUUAACAAGAUGCAGUGCACUGUGUACCUGUACUGUGUAAAUACCUAGCAUUUACAUAGACUACUUCUUGUCUUAGUUAUAUAAAAGAUUGGAGCUGGAAGUAGGAGGAAGACUGUCUCAUUGACAAUCCAGAUAAAUCCAGUUUGUUCCCUUUCCACUUGGCCGUGGGAAGAUGCUGCAAGGGAGUACAGGACUAAGUUUUAACUAUAGCGAUCAUGAUGCAACCUGCAGGAAUAUUCCGACCAGAGUUGGUAACUCUAGAUGUGCUCCAUUCUUUUGCAGCGAUAGAAUAAUGAUGUCAAAUGAUGCACUGGAAGCCUUUCAUAAAAGGGCAUUGAUGGAACUUAUGUGUGAUUUCCCUCAAUAUUUAUUUCUCUGCUUUGAAUUUAUUUUAAUUAUUCAAAUUUUAUUUUGUUUUAACUAGUCUGGAUAGGCCAUUCCAUUCUAGGUCUAUAAAGAGAUGAAGUUUCUAGCGUCCCAUACUACUAGGUUUAACACCCUCCGUUCCAAUUUAUUAUUUUCCAUGAUAUAAUCCUUGUAAUAUGGCAGCUUUUGUAUUAAUUUUGUUUGAGGACUUUUAGCACCAUGCAAGGGAAGAGCUUGAUACAUCCUAGUUGGUUGGAUGUCUAACCCAGUGGUUAUGACAGCAUAUGAACAUUACUGGUUAUUUUUAAUCCAGGCUAUUCUGGUAAUAAUCCUCCAUUUCCAUUUACUAAAAAUACAAUUUGAUUAAUAGAUAUAAAAACCAUAAAACAUUUUUAAAAUGCAGGUUAGAACAAACAAUCCUUUCAACUACAAAUAAGUCAACGUGUUUAAUUUAUAUUGUCUGGUGUAUGUUAGAAUAUUUGUCACUAUUUUCUUUUGCAUCAAUUUGAUGCUAUUUUUAGUCAAGGUAGAUACAUGCAUUGCAUUGUCAUUACCUGGUGCUUUGAUUUCAGACUAAUUGCUGCUGGUCACUGUGCAGUAUUAGAGGUAAACUGGCAUUUGUAUUAGCACGAUGUUGAUGUAUAGAUUUUGUUGCUCUAUAGGUCUGUUGUUAGUAGUUGCCUUUCUCUGAGGUCCAACACACUCGCUUCACCUUGGCAACACCAAUGAGCCUGAUUGAAACUGAAGAAAUGUCCAAUUUAUGGCAAAGUGGAAUGAUAGUUUGGCUGGAAUGCCAACAGUUAACAUUGACUGCUAAUUGUUACAUUCUAUUCAGUCACUUUUUUUCUGUGUCAUAGUAAACCUUUUAAAUCAUUUUAGCUUUGGUAUCCAUGAUUCAUGCCUCUGCAUUGUGUAGCUCUUUCUUUUGACCUUGAGGAGCCUUAUUGAAGGAGCAUUAGAAAUUUGUGAACCAUACCAUAGCGAGUAGAUGAUGCUUCUUAAGCUGAACAGUCAUGUCUUCAAUCAGUAAAUCCAAUUUAGUGGAUCAUUACAAUGCCAACUUUUUAGAGAUUAGAAGAAAUUGUUUUAUUCUAGAGUUUGAGUGGACUCUUGCUUGAACUUUACUGAACUAUUGGUGAAACAGUUUCAUGUUUCAAUUGUUAAACCAGAAAGUAAAAUUAAACUUCUUCAGAAAUCUUCACUUUUCAAUUGCGACAUUUCACAUUUUAUCUUUACAUUUCUUCCACGAACCACUUAUUACGAAAUUUUUACUUAAUCACAAGAAUAAAGUUGGUGCCAGUUAUAAGAUUUUGAUCACUAUCUAAAGGUUCUUUGCAGGUGUUUUUUUUUUAAACACUUGAUAAUAGUUGACUUCAAGUCCUAGGGUAAAAGAGAUAUGACAAGUGCUUGAGUUACGUUGUGACUGAAAACUGAAUGAUGAGCCUUUUCUAGCAAUUCUUAGCUGGAUCACAAGAUUGAGACAAUUUAUGAGCCAGAAAAUGACAACACACCUCAAGAUCAACAAAGCUGAUCUUUUGAGUAUGGUAGAGAUAAAUUAAUCUGGGUUGGAAGGGAGGUGUUGCUCUCGACUUUAAAAGAUGGAAUGUGCUAGGAGGCUGGAAGAGGAAGGAUAUGGGAAAGGAAACAAAUAAAACAAUAAGCUGUGAUGUGAGUAUAAAUGAUCUGCAACCCAGAUGUAUUACAGCAACCAACUGCAAAAACUAUUUAUCUUCAUGAAUAGAAGUGUAGCAUAGAAAAUUCACUGGUGAGCCUCAUAAUAGGAUCUGGAUUGAGUCUCAAAGUAUGUACCUUCAUCUUUUAAUCAAAUAUUAAGUAUUGUAAAAAUGACUUGCAAACUGAUAGAAUCAUUGAUAUGUCAAACCAAGAAAUGCAGCAAUCAAAGAUAUGAUGUAUAAAUGGUUAAAUAUUCUGGAGUUCUGACUGAUUCACUUUUGGGAAUCGAUGUAUAAAUACUGCAGAUGCUGGAAAUCUGAAACAAACAGAAUGCUGGAGAAACUUGGUGGGUCUGGCAGCAUACCAAAAUCAUACCAAACUUGAAACGUUAACUGUUUCUCUCUCCACAGAUGCAGCCAAACCUGCUGAGUUUCUCUAGCAUUCCCUGUGUUUGUUUAAUAUUUAUACAGAUCUUUUCAUCAGAGAUGGAAUGACUAGGCUAGAUAGGCCAUAACAAAAUAUUAAAAGUUUGCAGAAGCUUCAAAUAGGAUGGCAGAAUGAACUUUUUUCGAAUUUCUGGUUUCUUGUAUUCCAAACUCCUUUCUCUGACCUCUGAAGUUACCCAUUGUUCUUGGUAAGGUGAAGAAAAAACCCAAAAGGCAUUAUGUGUGGGGAUGUCAGGGAGAAUGCUGUUUAACCAACAUUAUUGGGCUGAUUAUACAGGGUUGUGCUUUAGGCAAAUAGCCUAAUCCAUCAGGAGAGUAUUUUGGAAAUCAGAAGUGUGUUUUAUAUAAUUUUCCAUUCAUCAUGAUCAAUGGUUGGAGAAAUGUGGAGAGCAACCCUCAAUUUAUUUAGUUCCAUCUUUGUUUAUAUCAAGGCAUUGUAUUCUUAUGUUGAGAGAAGAGAGACAUGAAGAAUGCAUAUGCGCAACACAAGUUCUUGUGUGUUAAUAGAUGUUACCUGUGCCCAGUGGAUUAUUGUGAUGCAGAGGGAAUGUGUGUGAUUGAGUAUUCAUGGAUUGGAAGACCUUGAGAGAUACAUAAUGGCACAGAUUCUAUUUAAUAUUGAAUAUUUUUGAUCUCAGGUAUUUAACUUGUUAUGAGUUUUUGUUGCCAAUUGUAUAUAUUGAAUUUCUAUAAAAUCUAUCCAAUGUGAAGCAUUUGUAUGGACUUUUUAAAACAAAAAUUAUG